GAUGUUGUUAAUUAAGGACUUCUGGGAAUUGCAAAUUGAUUUAAAGGAGUGAUUAAGAUUAAUCCUGCUGCCAUUCCCCUGUCUGAUUUAGUUUCCUACAGGUGCCACUUAUUCUGAGGGCAGGCAGGAUAAGCAGAAUUCAUUUUCUUCAAAUCCUUCCUGUCUGAUUGUAUAUCUUCAGGGAAACCUAUAUCCUUAGUUUGUGUUCGUUGAAUGCAAUUAGAGCACCAUGAACUUCAAUAUUUAUUUGUGUCAUAACUGGAUCUUUUGAUCAAUACAGGUCCUCGAGGUGUCAUUAAAGUGAGUUCCAGAAGGCCGAAUCUGAUCUGGAUUACAUCCAGGCAAUGUUGGAGUUUGAGAUGAUGAAACGGCUCCCUAAUGGACUCUCUCAAGAGGAAAAUCCUCUGGUCCUUGUACAGCGGCUAUCAGUAGUGAAAUCUCGUUACAAAACUUUGUGUGAACAGCUAGAGAAGAUUUCGGCGGAGCGGCGAGAGUCCAUGCGUGCUAUCCGUGCCACUCUUGCUAAAACAGUGAAGCUGGUCCAGGAAAUACAGCACCACACUGGUACAGAGAUCUCUUCUCUGUCCGAAGAAGAACAGCUUGCAAUGCAGCACUUAAUGUGCCAGACUCCUGAAGCGAGAGAAGGUUUGACAGAACAGAACUGUCCAAUUCAACAUGAAAUCCACUGAUGCCUUGCUAAACAUUUCAGAAAGAAACAUUCCCGUUGAAGGUGAUGAACAAGGCCAUACCUUUUCAUGUAUAUUUUUUUACCUUUGGAUAUUGUUCCUGUGUUUGGUACACAACGUCCCAAAACAUUGUCAGAUGACCAAUGUGUAAGCGGUGCUGUUUUGAAUUACGUGCUGGUGUUGAUAUUGUAUCUCUAUUAAGAUUUAGAAUGGUUUACAAAAUUAUCAGCCAGUUACAUAAUCUGAAUACUUCUGCCCAAAGGGCAGUUUUUUGUUUGAACUAUUUGUGUGAGGAAUUCUGCCCUUCUAGUAUUUCCACAUUACUCAAGGCAGCUUUCAAUAAUUAAAUUUCUGACCGAACAGAACAUUCUGUAAAAAUUAAACUGUGUGGUUAUUUUAUUUUGCUUAGCUAGAGGCUGUACAAAACCAAUAAAAGAGACAGCAAUCCAUAAUUCCACAGUUGAUAAAAAGACUGCCUAGGGACCAACGAUGUGUAUGAACCAAUGACUCAGAGUCUAACUUUUUCCCAGAAAAUUAAUAAACUCUGGAUCCUCUUUCUCCUAAGAUGCACAGCAGAUAAUGCCUAGUGUCAAAAAUAUCUUGAUCCCUUAAAGAAAAUGUUCCAUAUUCUUAUUAAAAAAUAACUCUUUAUUAAGAAUUUCAAAUCACUACCAGGAUGCUUCAGGAAUAAUAGCAGUAAACUUCUUCUCUUAUCCUACAGACUUACAGAACAGGAAAACAUGCAUUGUUUUCUCUACUUCCCCAGAUUCAUAAAGGUACACAUGGGAUUCCCUAUUCAAAUUUUGGUAAUGUGAAUGUGGCCUUUUAGCUGUUGCAAAAUUAUGCUACUGACCAUCUUAACAUUCUGAUAGUCUUGUAAUUCAGUAGCGUUAAAACUCAGUCUCUGGAGUUGAAGCAAAGGAACAUAAACCAUGAGUUUUGAAAUGACUAAAAACUGUAAGAGAAGUCAAACCUUCCAGCUUCAAAUAAAAUAGGAUUAACCAAAAACGACUAUAAGCCAUAUGGUGGAAUAAGGUGAUAUCACUGUUGCUUCUGAAAGUACCGCGAAAAAUGCCCACAGAAAUCUGGAUUCAGCUCUUUCCUUGGUAACAAAAGCUCCUGAAACCCAAAUUGGGACAUUUAGUAAUGGAGCUCCAGCUUUUGCUUCAAGGGUUUGAACUGUUGAUAAAAAUAUCCCCUUUAAUAUGGGAAAAAAUGAGCAGUUGGCUAGACUUCCUAAUAGCAUACCUAGAUACAUCAAGCUGUAUAUCCACUCUAUAUAAUUAUUGCCCGUGCUCUACUUAAGCUCUCCUUACUUUUAAGGAAAAAAUAUACUCUGGUUUUGGUACAAUUAGUUGUGCAGUGUUAACUUGUAGAACACACCUCUAGAGCUCUUCCCUUCUUCAACCAAUCAAUGACACUGCAAGAAUGAUGGAAUCACCUGCAUAUUUAACAUCUAAAUGAAGCCACUUAGAGAAGUCAUCUUUUGGUUUGGUAUCAUCAGUAUGCAAAUGGUACCCAUCUGUACAUCACACUGCAAGUUGUCCUGGUGUCUUUCAGGGUCUAGUUGGAACAAAACGGUUGGAACUAAGUCCAAGCAAGUCACAGUCACUGAUUGUUCGUCAAGAUUCUUGGUCAGUCCCACUGUCGUUUCUUGAAGGGGAGGAACUGCCCUUGUCAGAGCAGAGGUGUGACUUGGGGCUCCUUCUGGACCGAUGACUCCUCCUGGAUGACCAUGGCCAGCAGGCCUUCACUCAGAUUUGGCUAAUGCACCAGUUGUGUCGCUACCUGGAGCACAAGAUCUUGUAGCAGUGACUCCUGUCCUCCUCACUGUAUGGUUCAACGACUGCAGUGCGCUUUGCAUGGGGCUGCCUUUGACGACCACACAGAAACUGCAGUUGGCACAAAGCGUAGCAGCCUGUUCACCAACAGGGGUAACUCACAAGGGGGAAAAUUAUACUUGUGCUACAGGUUCUGCUUUAGCUGAAGGUUUCUGGAUCCAGUUCAAAGUAUUGGUUUUGACCUAGAAAACCCUACAUGGCUUGGCACUUAGGUACGUGCAGAUUGCCUUCUCCAGCCAGAAUCAGCCCACCUAGUACGUUCAUCCUCAGGAAAGCUCUUGGCCAAGGCUAGAAAGCAUUGCUUUUCUGUUGCAGCCUCACCCUUAUGGAAUAGUCUUCCCUUAAAAGUGAGGCUAUGCUAGAUGUUAGUUCAGAGAGCCGUUCCAGAGGGAGAGUGAUGGUUAGCAUGUUGUCAUCAUCCUUUAUAAUUUAUUAGUUUGGCUAAUGAUUACUUUGUCAACAAAAGUUAUAAGUAUGAUUGUUAUUGUGACAUUAAUUAUUACACUGUUAAGAUAUUAUUGUGGGUGUUUUAACUGUUUUAUUGCUGGUUUAUUGGUUUAUUGCUGAUUAUUACUUGAAGCGGGUGCUUUAAUUGUUUAUGUAAACUGCAGGAGUCCAUGGCAGAUUUAAUGGUAUACAAAUGGAAUAAAUAAAUAAAAUAAUUAGGCUAAUAGA
Candoia aspera is the source of this 3202-nucleotide messenger RNA. RefSeq names its product spindle and kinetochore associated complex subunit 2 (gene SKA2). The record is from RefSeq and is a predicted model, not a curated record. NCBI's taxonomy places the organism in Eukaryota, Metazoa, Chordata, Lepidosauria, Squamata, Candoiidae. Gene Ontology annotation, biological process: mitotic cell cycle; cell division; chromosome segregation. The coding region runs from base 345 to 689 and encodes 114 amino acids. The transcript has 5 exons. Gene Ontology annotation, cellular component: spindle microtubule; outer kinetochore. Gene Ontology annotation, molecular function: microtubule binding.